This is a messenger RNA of Linum tenue, 657 nucleotides long. The record is from the annotation of a GenBank genome assembly. NCBI's taxonomy places the organism in Eukaryota, Viridiplantae, Streptophyta, Magnoliopsida, Malpighiales, Linaceae.
GUUCGAAUCGAAUUGAAGACGAACCAAUCGAAUUCUCUCCUCCCUCUGAAUUUCAAUUUCUCCCCCUCGGAGGCGGUAUUUAGUAAUUUUUUUUUUUUUUGCCUCCGCCGCGAGACUCAGAGAGAGUUGUAUUCCGCGGAAAUCAAAGGAUCGUCCAUGGAGGACGUCCUUUUCGUCGCCGGAGGGAAUACAGAGGUUUUCGGGAGCGGGGGAAAUUGGAAAUCAGAGGGAAGGGGGAAAAGAGAGGGGAAACUGGAGAUUAUGAUGAUGACGACGAUGAUGGGGAUUGUCUCGAAAGAGACGGAUUUCUUUAUUGAGAUUUACACGGGAAAAACUGAAUCCGCGAAAGAGGCGGACAUCUGUUCAAUUUUGGGAGAGGGGGGAAAAGUUUCAUGUUGGUACCCAGGCAGGCAGGCGGCAGCUUGUGAAAUUUUUCUUUCGAUGCAUGAUUUUUACAUGUCGUUACAAAUGUGUCUGGAAGUUUGGUUUUGGUUUCUUAGAGCAUCCACAUUGGUAUUGCAUUCUCAAUUGCAAAAUGACAUGGCAUAGGUGUUUGCAAUUGCAAAACCAAUUGCAUUGAUAUGGCUACCAAUUGCAUAUUUGCAAGCUUGCAACAAAUGCAAUUCCAUAUGCAAGUCAAAAAAGCCUAAAAAAAUG